ACCAUGAAGCCCCGCGAACCAUCAACUUUCUUCAUUAGCAGCUUUGUUGAUGUGUCGGGAUGGUGUGAAGUGAAAGGAGUGUCACAAAUUUUAGCUUAAAAAUUAUCAAAAGUUAGUUCAAAUUCUUACGAAACACAGUAUUUAUGUCGCCGAAAAGGAUUUUAUUCUAGUUCUUGAUCAAGCAAACGAUACGUAAGCAAAAAAAAUCGUUUACUGGGAAAAAUGUCGAAACGGGCAGCGGAAGAUGCUGCCGGGAGUGGAACCACUCCCGGCAGUGGUGGCGGAGCACCUCCUCCGAUAAAAAAGGUUCACUUCGAACCGCACCUGAUCGGACCCAUCUCAACGCUGGAAGAGAUGGACAUCAAAGUGUUGCAGUUCCAGAACAAGAAGCUGGCCCAGCGCAUCGAGCAGCGGGUCCGUUGCGAGGCGGAACUCCGUCAGCGCAUCGAACAGCUCGAGAAGCGCCAGACGCAGGAUGAUGCCGUGCUGAACGUGGUAAAUCGAUACUGGAACCAACUGAACGAGGACAUUCGUGUGCUGCUGCAGCGUUUCGACGCGGAGACAGCCGAUGAGUCGGAGAAUAAGAACGAAAACGAGGUGACCACAUCUUUCUUGAUGCAAUUGUCCACUUGGGACAAGGAGGAACUGGACGACAAACUGGCAAAUCGAGUUCAAGUUUCCAAGCGAGCCGUAGCCAAGAUCGUUCAGGUGUUCGACCGUCUCAUGCAGCGUAAUGAGAAAAUUACUCGCGCGAUGCAUGGAGAAUCGGACGAUCCCGAUGCAAACGUACCGGACAUGGACGAAACGCUGCGCCAGAGCUACACGGAAGUCAUGGUGGAGAAUCGUAAUCUGCAGACACAGAACACUCUACUGCAUGAGAAGUUUCAUACCAUUUCGCUAAAAAUGAGCGAAAUUCAGGACAUGCUUAACGGUAAGGAAACGGAAUCGGCUGAGUUGAAAAACCAAAUCGAUGAUCUGCAGUACGAGUUGGAAAAGGUACGCUGCCGAAACGAUAAGCUAGAAAACCAUCUGGCUGAGGCCAUUGAGAAGCUGAAGGCGUACCACCAAUUGCACGGCGAUAUCUCCAGCAAGGACGAGAAUAAACAUUCUACUUCGUCGACCAGUUCGGCCAAAGGCGGAUCGAUGACCAGCGUUGCGGCACAACAUUUAGAAGACCUGCAGAAAGAGUUGGAGGAGUACAAAGAAUUAGCCAACAACCGUCUGCAGGAAUUGGACAAACUACACGUACAGCACCGCGAAGCACUGAAAGAAGUGGAAAAGCUCAAGAUGGACAUCCGUCAGUUGCCGGAAUCGGUAAUCGUCGAAACGACCGAGUACAAAUGUUUGCAGUCGCAAUUCUCCGUACUGUACAACGAAUCGAUGCAGAUCAAAACCCUGCUGGACGAGAGCCGGAAUCAACUGCAGACGAGCAAGAAUCAGCAUUUGAGACAGAUCGAGAUGAUGGAAAGCGAGGAGCUAAUCGCUCAAAAACGUGUACGUAGCGAUAUGAUUCAGAUGGAAGAUGUCCUGUCGCAGAUCCGCAAGGAGUAUGAAAUGUUGAGGAUUGAGUUCGAACAGAACAUGGCUGCAAAUGAACAAACGGCCCCCAUCAAUCGUGAAAUGCGUCAUCUCAUAACUUCCCUGCAGAACCACAACGGUCAGUUGAAGGGAGAAGUCCAACGCUAUAAGAAGAAGUACAAAGAAGUUUCGGCUGACAACGUAAAACUAAGGAAGGAACUGGAAGAAACGACAGCCAAGUUGACGACGCUCCAGGAGCAACAACAAGCGGAAGUGAAGAAGGAAAACGAACAAUCGUUAGCAGCUGCCGGAGUAAAGGAAGAACCUGGAUCAUGUGACGGUCAAGGUUUGGUGAAGGAGGAGGAUCCAAAUGAUCCUACUUCAGGAAUAAUCAAAAGCGAAUCCGGUGAAGAAGGGGACGGUUGCGAUCCAAAUGGUGUGAAAAAGGAAGAGAUCGGUCCAGAUGGAAAACCGAUCAAAUCGGAAGCUCCCGGUACGCCGAAGGGAGAUAGCAAAGAACGCGCCAAAAGUGCUGAGUCGGACUUGGUUCGCGAUUUGAGAAACCAAUUGAAGAAAGCUCUGAACGAUCAAAAGGAAAUGAAACUGCUACUAGAUAUGUAUAAGGGGGUCUCGAAGGAGCAGCGAGACAAAGUACAGUUAAUGGCAUCUGAGAAAAAGAAGUGCGCCGAAAUAGAAGAUUUGAAGAAUCAAUUAAAGAAGGUUCAGGAAAGCAAACGAGAAGAUCGAAAGAAGUUGGCCGAUGAAGAAGCACUAAGAAAGAUAAAGCAACUUGAGGAGCAGAAGUACGAGCUUCAGAAACAGGUUCAAAACCAGAAGCAACCAGACAGUGCAUGGAGUAGCGGUUACCGACCGUUCGUUGGAUCGCAUGUAGAAGAGGAAGCGUUACUAAACGAGAUGGAAGUUACUGGGCAAGCGUUCGAGGAUAUGCAGGAGCAGAACUCGAGGUUAAUACAGCAGCUGCGCGAAAAGGACGAUGCCAACUUUAAGCUGAUGUCUGAUCGAAUUAAGGCCAACCAGAUGCAUAAAUUGCUCCGUGAGGAAAAGCAAGUGCUGGAGGAUCAGGUGACGACCCGCGACAGCCAGAUCGAAGCGAUGCAUGUUGUGCUGCGCAAGCUCGAGGAAAAAGAACGAAUCCUGCAGAACACGGUAACCACUAUUGAGAAGGAACUGGUCGCUCGCCAGCAAGCGAUGGAAAUGCACAAACGAAAGGCGAUCGAAUCCGCCCAAUCGGCUGCCGAUUUGAAGCUGCAUCUCGAAAAGUAUCACGCCCAAAUGAAGGAAGCCCAGCAGGUGGUGGCCGAAAAGACGAGCUCUCUGGAAGCGGAAGCCUACAAAACCAAACGGCUGCAGGAGGAGCUGGCCCAGUUCAAGCGAAAGGCGGAACGCAUGAAGAAGAUCGAAAUGUCCGGCACGACUAUCGACGAGGUUAUGCUGGAAGAGAUCCGCGAGUACAAGGAAACGCUCACCUGCCCGUCUUGCAAGGUCAAGCGGAAGGAUGCCGUGCUGUCCAAGUGUUUCCACGUGUUCUGCUACGAUUGUUUGCGAACCCGCUACGAAACCCGGCAGCGCAAGUGCCCCAAGUGCAACUGCGCGUUUGGCGCCAACGAUUACCAUCGGUUGUAUUUGUCCACGUAAAAGGUUAGUCCUCUUGCUUAAUUUCCAAUGCCAAUCCCCUUUAUUUAUAGACAGCUGUUUUUAAGAUUUUUUGUUUCUGUUUGAAAUAUGUAUAAUGUUUUACACCCAAGUAGUAGGGUGGUAGAGUUUCUCAUGUCUUGAACGAAGAAGAUAUAUGAAAUUGUGAAUUUUUCUCAAUCCUCAAUAAAAUUGUGCAAGAUUGUGUUCCGUCAUCACAGGAACAAUGAUGUUACAAUACAUUUAUCUUAUCUCACUUUUUACGAGAUACCAUCCAAUUAUGUGCAGUGUUUUCAGUUUAAAUUCUAGAAAACCUUCUCCAUUUUGUUCCUGUAGCUGUGACCGGUAUUAAGCUUUUAUGUCCGUUCUCUAAGUGAUAGUUCAUGUAAUUCAAUUUAGUGUAAUCUAGGGAUUCUAAUGAAAUUGAUUUUUUCCUAAUUGCAACAUAAUUUUGGAUAAUGAAAAAAUGAUAAUCUUACAAAGGAAAUUUACUCAACAGAGAAGAACUAUUGAAAGUCGUUUUAUUAUUAUGUAUUUAAAGGUCUACACUACUGACUUUCAUUCAAAACUCCAAUAGAUAAAUAAAUCCAUUAAAACAAGUAAA
Armigeres subalbatus is the source of this 3775-nucleotide messenger RNA. It is a transcript of the gene Bre1, whose product is annotated as E3 ubiquitin-protein ligase Bre1. The coding region runs from base 223 to 3174 and encodes 983 amino acids. Gene Ontology annotation, cellular component: nucleus; HULC complex. The transcript is spliced from 6 exons. NCBI's taxonomy places the organism in Eukaryota, Metazoa, Arthropoda, Insecta, Diptera, Culicidae. The record is from RefSeq and is a predicted model, not a curated record. Gene Ontology annotation, molecular function: metal ion binding; ubiquitin protein ligase activity.